AUGGCAAGCCACUGCAAAUUUUGGCUUCCCAAGAAGAAGAGAUUCUGUGCGAACACCACUCUGCACAAUUCCUCAUUCUGCGGAAACCACACCCAAAGGCUCGACGCUCGCUGGGUCCCGUGCCCAAUCGACUCCUCUCACUCUGUGCUUGAGGAAAAUCUUGAGAGUCACUUGAAUCGAUGCCCAUUGAUGAAAAGAGAGCUGUCUCUCUCGUGUCAACCUUUCUACCAAAGGGGCAUUAAUGCUGGACCAGGAGAUGAGGAGGAAAAUGAAGGAGAAGAAGCAGAAAUGGUUACCACAUUUACUUCGGAGAUGAAAAGAAAUGCGGUGUAUAACAUGCCCGUGUCGGGGUUUUUUGAGUUAAUUGCUAAGAUCAAGUCGGUUCAUGCAUCCAUAUGCGAUGACAUUCAAGAGUCUUACAAGAUUCCGGAAGCUUGUAGAAUUUGGACUAAUAGAGAAGUUGACAAGAAACUGCCGUAUCAAGAGAAGCACGUUUUACAACAGGCAUCAAUUCUAGGGAAUUUAGAAGAGUUUAGGGUUUUAAAGAAAUCUUCUUCGAGUCCUAGUGGGACAGGCGAGUGUUGUGAUUCAAACAAUGAACUGGAGAGUAAUGCCGAUCAUUCUGCAGUGAUUGAAUUUGGUGCUGGAAGGGGGUAUUUGACACAGAUGCUUGCGGAUUGUUAUGGAAUCAAAAAGGUUUUAUUGGUGGAGCGGAAGGCAUAUAAAUUGAAAGCUGAUCGGAGUUUGAGACAGAAAGAGAGCUUGAUAUUGGAGAGAUUGAGAAUUGAUAUUGAGGAUUUGAAUUUGAAUGCUGUAGAAUCACUAAGAGGAGUAGGCUACACGGCAAUUGGCAAACACCUUUGCGGGCCUGCAACAGAUGUGACCUUAAGAUGCUGCAUUCGCCAAAAGUCAGACAAAAUCUCCGAUUCUCAGUCACCAGCAACUUGUUACAUGAGAGGCCUAGCCAUUGCAACAUGUUGCCAUCAUCUCUGCCAAUGGAGACACUACAUAAAUAAGAAAUAUAUAUUGGAUCUGGGUUUCAGCAAACAGGAUUUCCAUGCGAUUUCAUGGUUCACGAGCUGGGCUGUGGAUGCAGAUCAUAGCUCAGAUUUUCGUGCUGCAGAUUUAUCUGCUCAACUCGAGAUCACGAAUGAGAAGAAAAUGUUGCGCCCCGACUCAGAAUUAGUGGGAGUGGGAGAUGUAGUGAGAAAUAUGGAGGCAGUUGAACGUGCUGUGUUGGGGUAUAUGUGCAAGGACAUUAUCGAUGCUGGGAGGCUGAUGUGGGUCAAGUCACGAGGACUCCAAUCCGAGCUCGUCAACUAUGUUCCUAUUAGCAUUUCUCCCGAGAACCGCCUCUUGCUUGCCAGGAACGAACGACAUAUCGUCUCUUGA
This is a messenger RNA of Striga hermonthica, 1392 nucleotides long. The record is from the annotation of a GenBank genome assembly. NCBI's taxonomy places the organism in Eukaryota, Viridiplantae, Streptophyta, Magnoliopsida, Lamiales, Orobanchaceae.